ACUGUGUAGUAUUCGCCCUUCGAUUAUUGAUCGAUGAUCACAAUAAUAUUAUUGUUCGAGCGAUGCGUUGCCAUGCCUGCUAAAUUCUUCGUACUGAUCGAUCGAAAAAAAAGACAAGACAGAUGUAUUAUCGGAAGAUCAAUAAACUAAAGAUAAAUGUAAGCUGAAAUCAUAAAAAAUGAAAGGUGCAACAACAAAUACUGAUCACAAAACAGAAGCUUACACAACAUGACAACACAAGCAGAAGUAGACGAGAUCAAGGCCAUCCUUACUCGAGGCUUGGAAAAUCUAGCAAUUCAAACUGGCCAAAAGCAUCUUCCACUGAGAAAACAGACCAAGAAACCUAUGCUAAAUCAUGAUCAAAUCUCAAGUGCUUCCAGGUUUAAUACAGAUGCCAGGCUUCCAAUCUCAGGGAAAUAUACCAGAGAUACAUUUAAGCCUGCCCGACGACCAUUGCCUAGGCCACAGGUUUAUUAUGAUGCCAGUACAAGCUCUUCAAUAUGCAUAGAGCCUAGAGCACCACCAAGAGUAGGACAUGCCCGACCCCAUAGUAGUAGAGGACCACACUAUGGGCACUCAUCGAAAUUUGACACACGCGCUAUGCGUGGAAGAUCUCUACUAGAGCCACCAAUAAAAGCUGCAGUAAAGAAAAACAAAGAUUCUGCACAGUAUUCAGUGACCUUAAAUGGUAGCAAGUGCAAAAAGCCCAACAAUUUAAAAUCAACAAAAAGUGAAGCCAUUGUUGCUGAUGCUGGGGAAGAAGGAGAAGAAUGGAGCGACAUAGAUGAAGAUGAUGAUUUUGAUCCAAGAGAAAGUGAAAGGACUCCAGGGGAUGGAUCAUCCUUUGAUAACUACAUUGAAGAGGAGGAUGUCAUGGAUACACUUGAAGAUGAUGAUGUUGCUGCCGAUGAUGCAUCAGAUGGGUAUUCUAUAGCAAGUGUUUCGUCCAGAACACAUUCUGCAAAAGAACGAGAAAGUGAUGACACAGUAAAGGAAGAAUUAGCAGCCAUUGCUAGCAGGAUUGACCGUGCUAGCCUAGGCAGCAGGGCUGAUACCAGAGUGUACAAGUUGCUAACUACAGGCUCUGAGGAAGCUCAGCCAGGGCUUACGCCAAGUUUGUUCAGCAAUGUCCCACCGACAAUCAACUUCGUUACAGAGGAUGAAAAAUUGACUCCAUUACCAUGGGAACUUCGCAAGUUACUAAAAUGGCGAAUGAGUCCGAUUACUCCACAGAUUGUAAAAGGCUGUAUAGCAAGGUCUGGGUUUAGAGCAACUAAAAAGAGCAAUGAAUGGAUUGGGUAUUGGGGUAAACACAUGAAAGCCUCAGGAUUCAAAGGACUGAGAGAUUACCAAAAGAUGAAUCACAUCCCUGGAUCGUUUCAAAUUGGUCGGAAGGAUCGUCUAUGGCGGAAUCUCUCACGAAUGCAAGUUCAUUUUGGCAAGAAGGACUUCAACUUCUUUCCGCAAACCUAUGUACUGCCCUCAGACAUGAAGCUUCUGAAGAGAGCUUGGGAGGAUGGAGGAACGAAGCAAAAAUGGAUCAUGAAACCGCCUGCAUCAGCACGUGGCAUCGGCAUUAAGGUGAUUCACAAAUGGAGUCAAAUCCCUAAGAGGCGCCCUGUUAUUGUCCAGCGCUAUUUAGCCAAACCCUUCCUCAUCAACGGCAGUAAGUUUGACCUUCGAGUGUAUGUCUACGUCACCUCCUUCGAUCCAUUGAGAAUUUAUGUGUUUGAAGAUGGACUGACGCGAUUUGCUACAAUGAAAUAUUCGUCUUCCAUGAAAAGCCUGUCAAACAAGUUUAUGCAUUUAACAAAUUACAGCAUUAACAAGAACAAUUCUGAUUUCACCCCGAAUGAGGACCACACAGCUUGUGAGGGGCACAAGUGGACAUUAAAGGCAUUGUGGGGCUACAUGAAGCGAAUGGGGAUUGACACAAAAGCUAUUUGGGAUAACAUCAAAGACCUGGUGGUCAAAACAAUUAUAAGUGGGGAAAGUAGCAUUACUAGUAUGACAAAAGCAAAUGUCAGGCAUCGCUACUCAGUCCAUGAGCUCUUUGGCUUUGAUAUUCUACUGGACGAGAACCUGAAACCAUGGAUACUGGAGGUCAACAUAUCACCAAGCCUACAUUCAAACUCACCUCUGGAUAUAAGUGUAAAAGGUAGCAUGAUAAAAGACCUCCUCAACUUGGCAGGAUUCCAAAUCCCAGAAAAACGAGAAGUCUAUCCAAAUCUGAUAAACAAUGGUAACAACAGUGACCAAUACAAAAAUGUGAUUAUGGACAAGCGUUGCUGGAAUACACAUGUUGAAAAGCAUGAAAGAGCGAAGCAUGCAUUCUACACGCAAAAGUAUAUUGAUGAUCAAUGUAGAGCAUCUGUGGUAGACCUACUGACACCAGAUGAUCUGUGUAUCCUGAUUGAGACGGAGGAUGAGUUUAGCCGUCGCGGUGGCUUCCAGCGUGUCUUUCCUUCUCCAGUCUCAUCCAAGUUCUCGCGAUUCUUUGAAACACCUCGUUACUACAAUGUCCUACUUGAAGAAUGGGUCAAUAGGUACCACCGAACUCCAGCAAGAGGGCUUGCUUUGCUUGAAGGCUAUUGUGGUGAGAAAAUUCACCUUAGAUGUAACACUGACAAUGCCCAUAUAUGGACACCUAUCUCAACAGUACUGGUAGUGAAAGAGCAAAGAACUCUUAGUGCUCCAUCGAAAGUGCUGCAGUCACCCACAUCUAACCUCAAGAAAAGCUCGUCUGCUCACUCUCUGCCAAAGAUCAAGGGAAAGAAGGGAAAGCACAGAGUGAUAUCAUCCUCCAGUAGUUCUGCGUCAUUGAACUCUCUAACAAGUCGUCCACCUCACCCACCGUUCUCGUACUACACGGACAAUGACUCGCCCAGUUGAUGGGUCCAUUUACCAUGUUUUUCGGUCCAUUUGUGAUAGAUACCUCGUUCAAAAAUCAAUUUUGUACUCUUGGGACCCAAAACGGAAACAGCCAUAAUACAAAGCACCAACUACUAAAUAACAAUGUUGGUCUUGCCAAAGAAGACCUGUCUUACCAUCAAACAGUUACUGCUAAUAAGUGUGUAGCAAGUUUAUGGAGGAUAAAGUUGGUUGUAAAGAAGGGCCUGUAAUGCAUACAAAAACAAAAAGGUGAACAGAAAGGACAAAGAUAUGCCAUUUUUGUGUGUACUCAAGCAUAAUAUUCCCUUUGAAACACAGAUGUAAUUAUCAUCCAAGUUCAUUCACAGAACUGAACAAGCUUUGGUAUUCUCUAGCAUCAGAAAGAGACGGAAAAUGGUACUUUAAUCUUUUACUCCUGCUUCCAUCACCUUAAUGCUCAUAUCAACAGAACGCCAUUUUACUUAGAGAAUUGACUAAUGAGUAUCUCAUUUGCAUUUUGAUACCAAGAAUUAUACUCUGAUAGUAAUAGGCCUAACCAAGCUACUGGACCAUUAGUGUAUCAUCACUUUUUUAGAUAAAAAUAAAUACAGGGUAACUAAGCCUGUAAAUAUUUACAUAGGAUUAUUUGUUUUCUUUUGUUCUUUAAUAUGUAGUUUUCUAUGUAUUGUACUACUACCAUGUUUAUAUUUUAACAGUAUAGGUUAAAUUAAAGACCAGUUUUGAAUAGUCUUUAGCAGCUGCAACCUUUUUGGAAAAAAAACCAAAAAAAACA
This is a messenger RNA of Anneissia japonica, 3664 nucleotides long. Its product is annotated as tubulin polyglutamylase TTLL4-like. Gene Ontology annotation, biological process: microtubule cytoskeleton organization; protein polyglutamylation. Gene Ontology annotation, cellular component: cilium. The record is from RefSeq and is a predicted model, not a curated record. The coding region runs from base 229 to 2892 and encodes 887 amino acids. The transcript is spliced from 18 exons. Lineage: Eukaryota; Metazoa; Echinodermata; Crinoidea; Comatulida; Comatulidae. Gene Ontology annotation, molecular function: tubulin-glutamic acid ligase activity; tubulin binding.